Messenger RNA from Caenorhabditis remanei, 1719 nucleotides. RefSeq lists its product as uncharacterized. The coding region runs from base 1 to 1719 and encodes 572 amino acids. NCBI's taxonomy places the organism in Eukaryota, Metazoa, Nematoda, Chromadorea, Rhabditida, Rhabditidae. The transcript is spliced from 7 exons. The record is from RefSeq and is a predicted model, not a curated record.
AUGCGUUCGCUUGUUUGGAUUUUAGCUGCGACGACAGCUUUGGCUGCCGCUGCCAUCAACGAUGCCGAUGUGCCUGUUGUCAUUCACCUCCCAGCCCAACAACAUCGACCAAGAUUCUUGGGACAGGUUGUCCCACCACGUGCCGUGAAUACCGUUGUUGCACCAAGAGCUCCAUCUGCUGCCCAAGAAAAGGCGAUUGAAGUUCCACAAGCUCAACAACCAAUUGCUCUCCCACCAGCACCACCAGCAGCUCAACAACCCGUGUUGACUGUUGCCAACGGAGAUCAAGUCUUCGCCCCAAGACAAGGAGCCAAUGUUCCACCACCACCACCAGUCAACAUCCCAACUGAUGUUCAAAACCAACUUAUCAAGUUUUUCGGACUUGACUCGUUCGGGAUUCCAGGGCUUACUGGAAACCAUCCUGAAGGAUUCGCUGGAGCUGUCCAAGAAAUGAGAGCCGCCGGAAUUCCAGUCCCAGGAAUCCCAGCUGAUCAAGCCGCACCAGCUGCUGAGGCCGCCGGAGUCAAGACUGUCAGUGAUGAUGUUCUUGCCCAAGCCAAUCCAAAUUUCCAAGAUCAACUCUCUCAAAUUCAAAACGCGGUUAACAACCCAGGACCAUACAAGGGAGGAGCUAAUGUCCCACUCCCAGCUGAGCAACCAGGAGAAAACGGGCUUAUUGGACUUCUUUCUAACUCUAUCAGAAAGGUCAUCAAGGAUACCGGAGUCAGUGACGCUCUCUCCAACUCCAUUCCAAACCUUCUCGGAGGAGGAAGCGGAUCCGGAGCUGAUUCAUCAUCUGCCCCAGCCUCAUCAUCAAACAUCCGUCGUUCUCCAACUGCCGCUGCUUCCAACGAUGACGUCCCACAAGUCGCCACCGCCGCUGGAUCUUCCUCAAACAUCCGUAGACAACCAUCUGCUGCUCAAAGAGCCAUCUCUGGAUUUGCCGCCGCUCUUGGAGGAGGAGGCAACAACUCCCCAACCCACGCUGGACUUCCAAGAAUUCCAGGGAUCCCACUUCUUCCAGGAGGAAUUCCAAGAAACUCCCAAGGACAAAUUGAUAUUGUCAGUUUGAUCGGAUCAGUCACCAAACGUGUUUCCAACGGAACCACUCUUGCCGAGCUUCUCCCACCAGAGAGACUCCAAACUCUUGCCGACAAUGUUACCGAUGCCCUUCUCCCAGAAACCCCAACUGUUGACCUCUCCAAAUUCAUGGGAAGAUGGUUCGAAGGAAUCAACUCACCAAGAGCCACUGAGCAAAGAUGCGUUGUUCACCAUUACGGAGGACUCACCCGCAACGACAAGACUGCCACUUUCACCGCCCUCAAAGUUUACAGAGAAGGAUCUGAAUUCGGACCAGUCAAGUACUCCAUUGGAUACGCUUUCCGCGGAGGAAACAAGGAUGCUAUGCUCCAACUCCACUCUUCUGAAACCAGCGAUGCCCAACCAUUCUGGAUCUACAAACUUGGACCAGAGGGAAAGAACUCAUUCGGAGACUCCCAAUACGAGUACGCCAUUAUCUCCAAUUGGGUCAAAUAUCCAGUUACUGUUUUGGUGCGCGAUCCUGACACUUUCAAGGCCAAAUACCAGAAGGAGGUUCUCCGUUGGCUCGAAGACCAAGGAUUCAUCAACGGAUUCAUCAGAGCAUUCAACCUUCUUCAACCAGCUGGAUACUCUAGCUGUCAAUAUGCUGAUUCCACGUUCGAAGUCUUCGGAAAGUAA